UCUUAUAAGUGUUUUGCUAUGCAAAGACAGGAAGAAAACAGAGCUUAGGUAUCAGGAAGAAGAAAGGGAAAAAUGAGAUGGCUUUGGUAUAAAUAGAGAAUUUCAACAGAGAAGUCCAGAUUUCACUAACCAAAGCAGACUAACUAAAGCAGAACAAGUAGGACCGGAGGUGGGGAAAGAAGUGGCUGAGAUUGAGUAACUGGGGAGUUUCUUAUUCUUUCUGUCUAGCAUAAUAAGGGACAUGAAAGCAGGGUACCCCCUGUUUGAAACCUGACUGCCCACUAGAAAGGACUGCCCUUUCAAUGAGUUUGAUUUCUUCUUCCACUGGAGGAAGAACUUAAGACUGGGAGAUUCAGCCUCCAUCAUGUGGAACGCCUCUGAUGCCAACUUUUCCUGCUACCAUAAGUCUGUGCUGGGCUAUCGUUAUGUGGCAGUUACCUGGGGGGUUGUGGUAGCUGUGACGGGCACUGUGGGCAAUGUGCUCACGCUGCUGGCCUUGGUCGUCCAGCCCAAGCUCCGUACCCGCUUCAACCUGCUCAUCGCCAACCUCACAGUAGCUGAUCUGCUCUACUGCACUCUUCUCCAGCCCUUCUCUGUGGACACCUACCUCCACCUGCACUGGAGAACUGGCGCCACCUUCUGCAGAGUUUUUGGUCUCCUCCUCUUUGUGUCCAAUUCCGUCUCCAUCCUCACCCUCUGCCUCAUUGCUGUGGGACGCUACCUCCUCAUUGCCCACCCGAAGCUCUUUCCCCAAGUAUUCAGUGCCAAGGGGAUAGUGUUGGCACUGGUAGGCACCUGGGUGGUAGGUAUGGCCAGCUUUGCUCCCCUCUGGCCCGUCUAUAUCUUGGUGCCCGUAGUCUGCACCUGCAGCUUUGACCGCAUCCAAGGCCAACCCUACUCCACCAUUCUCAUGGGGAUCUACUUUGUGCUUGGGCUCAGCAGUGUCAGCAUCUUCUAUUGCCUCAUCCACCGCCAGGUGAAGCAAUCAGCACGGGCACUGGAUCAGUACAGGCUGCGCCAGGCAAGUGUCCUCUCCAGCCACGUGACUGGGACAGAUGAAGCCAUGCCCAGUCAUUUCCAGGAGCUGGACAGUGGGAUGGCAUCAGGAAGUCCUAGUGAGGGGAUUUCGUCUGAGCCAGUCAGUGCUGUCACCACCCAGACUCUGGAAGGAGACUCGCCAGAAGAGGGGCGCCAGAUCAACAGCAAAGUAGCUAAGCAGAUGACAGAGAAAAGCCUUCCACAGGCACCUGCUGAUGCCAGGCCAACUAAAGGAACCCAAAAAAUUCAGGACUCUCCAUCAGAGUUUAGGAAGGUGACUUGGAUGUGUUUUGUGGUGUUCCUUUGCUUUGCCCUGAGCUACAUCCCUUUCUUGCUGCUCAAUAUCCUGGAUGCCAGGGUCCAGGCUCCCCGGGUUGUCCACAUGCUUGCUGCCAACCUCACCUGGCUCAAUGGUUGCAUCAACCCUGUGCUCUAUGCAGCCAUGAAUCGCCAGUUCCGCCAAGCUUAUGGCUCACUCCUAAAACGAGGGCCCCAGAGUUUCCGUAGGCUCCAGAGUUUCCACAGGUUCCAUUAGAGCUGUGUUCCAGUCACCAGAAUCUGGGACUUUUUCAUCCAGCACUAGAGUGGCCAAUUGGUAUGGGAGUAAAUGAAAGUAAGAUGUGUAAGCAUUUUCAUAGACGACCUCCCCCUAAACCCCAAACCAGGCCUCUCCCUUGCUGAAUGUCUCAGCCCUAGGCUCCUCAAGGUGUAUUAUUAAUUAUCAAUAAAAG
This is a messenger RNA of Phyllostomus hastatus (greater spear-nosed bat), 1769 nucleotides long. It is a transcript of the gene GPR84, whose product is annotated as G protein-coupled receptor 84. Gene Ontology annotation, molecular function: urotensin II receptor activity. Gene Ontology annotation, cellular component: membrane. NCBI's taxonomy places the organism in Eukaryota, Metazoa, Chordata, Mammalia, Chiroptera, Phyllostomidae. The record is from RefSeq and is a predicted model, not a curated record. Gene Ontology annotation, biological process: neuropeptide signaling pathway. The transcript has 2 exons. Bases 365 to 1573 code for a protein of 402 amino acids.